AUGGUAGAUCCAGUAUAUGACAAUUACGAACAUAGUCGUAAUGAACCUUCAAAUCAUAGAGCUUCUUUUUCUUCUGCAAGAACUAGCUCCACUGCCACGACAUUGACUUCUGCAAUAGCACUAAAUCAAAAUAAUAAUGAGGCGUUUGAUGGCGCUGCUUCAGAAACCGUUCCAAGUUCAAUAGUAUCGUUUCAUCGUCCACAUUCAUUCCAAUCUUCAAAUAUCUUGGGGACUUCACUGACUUCAAGAAAUUUGGAAAGAAGAGGCAGAGCAUCUACUGAAACAGACUCUCUGGUAGAUUCUUCCGGAGAACCUUCAAGAAGUUCAUCCAGAAAUCCCCAUUUUAGAUUCUUUACUGAAGAACAAAUCAGUAAUGCCGAAGGUUCUUCAACUAUGGAAAAUGCAGAGUACAAUAUAGAAUGGGACUCAAUGCCAGUAUAUGAGCAUAACGUCUUAAGCAAUUCUCGAAUAGGUUCAAGAAGGUCCUCAUUUAUAGGGACGUCUAGAAGUCCAUCUGCAUCACAGCCAAUUCAAUACGGUUCAUUUGAUGAACAUAGAUCCUCCUCUUUAAAACCUAUAAGAAAAGAUACAGUGGUUCCGCCCUCUGAUCACCCACAUGUAUAUCACUCUUUAUCACAUUCCUCAUCGGGGCUAUCAAGAUAUGCUGUUAGAGAUAGAAUUCCGUAUGAAUUAGAAAUGCAAGAAGAUGAACUGUUAGAUACAGCUUCUUCUCGAAGUUCUCUAAACGUUUCUACGUCAGAUGUACUUCUAGAUGAUGAAAAUGAUAGGGGCUCCAUUAGCGAAGAAGACAGAAAUCAACAAAGGAAGCAGAUAUCUCAUGCAAUUUAUUUAAAUCCACAGUAUCAUGAGAAAUUUUACCCAAAUUAUAUCCCAAUUACAAAAUAUCAAAGAUUUUAUAUCGCUGAAGAAGAUCUGGUUAUCGGUAUCGCUGGUUACAAAACUUCAAAAUUCAGAUUAUUCAUCUAUAAUUUCUUCUGUAUUGUAACACUCGGUAUUUUUUACCUUGUAAUGAGAUGGUUUCCACAUUACAAAGUAAGAUUCAUUGGCUCUAAAACCGAAUUGGCAAAAGCAGAAUGGACAGUGAUUGAAACUGAAAAUGGAGAAUUAUUUGUGGAACCAGUAAAACGUACUUGGUAUAAUAGAUUGUUUAGUACUAUUUUGCCAAUAGAAAAGUCAACUUGGACAAAUCCAGAUGGAACAAUGAACAAUAGCUUUAGUUUUAAUCAUGCAAGUAAAAAAAAUCCCAACAUUCCAAUUUUGAUUACAUUCGAAUACAGAUACAUUAAUUUUAUUUAUUCUCCAGUGGAGGAUAUAUUCAGGACUAACAACAAUUGGGCUGAUCCAAAUUGGUUCGAUCUAGAGUCUAUUCAGAGAGGUCUCUCAAAAGGUGUUCAAGAGGACAGAUUCUUAGCUUUCGGUAAAAAUCAAAUCAAUUUGAAAGGUAAAACCACCCUUCAAAUUUUAUUUAACGAGACUUUACAUCCAUUUUAUGUGUUCCAAAUUUUUUCAAUUCUUCUAUGGUCUGUCGAUGAAUAUUAUUACUAUGCCUUCUGUAUAUUUUUAAUAUCAUUGAUAUCAAUCAUCGAUAGUUUGUUAGAAACAAAGAAAACAUCAAAAAGAUUAUCAGAAUUGUCUGCAUUUAGUUGUGAAGUACGUGUGUUUAGAGAUGAGUUUUGGACCCAUAUCAAUUCUUCGGAGUUAGUUCCAGGGGAUGUAUAUGAAAUUUCUGAUCCCGCUUUAACUGUUUGUCCUUGUGAUUCAAUACUAUUGAAUGGUGACUGUGUCGUAAAUGAAUCUAUGUUAACAGGUGAGUCUGUCCCCAUAUCUAAAAUGCCAGCAACAGAGGAAACAAUGCAUCAGUUAUUUAACGAUAUGGAAAAGUCUCAAAUAUCAAGUUUAGUUUCAAAAUCAUUUUUAUUCAACGGUACCAAAGUUAUAAGAGCACGGGUUCCUCAUGGACAGUCUGCUGCUUUAGCUGUAGUAGUCAGGACAGGGUUUUCCACUGUAAAAGGUUCUUUGGUUCGUUCAAUGGUUUUCCCAAAACCAACCGGCUUUAAAUUUUAUCAAGAUUCCUUCAAGUACAUAGGUUUCAUGACAUUAAUUGCAAUGAUAGGUUUUACAAUUAGUUGCAUCCAAUUUGUUCGAAUUGGAUUAGACAAGAAAACUAUGAUAUUGAGAGCUUUGGAUAUUAUUACUAUUGUUGUGCCACCUGCUUUACCAGCUACCUUAACAAUUGGAACUAGUUUUUCGUUGAGUAGACUAAAGGAGAAAGGAAUCUUCUGCAUUUCCCCUACAAGAGUAAACGUGGCUGGUAAAGUUGAUGCUAUGUGCUUUGAUAAAACUGGUACGUUAACAGAAGAUGAACUGGACGUUCUUGGUGUCCACCUUGUAAUGACAGAAGAAAGAAAUAGAAUCGUUAUGGGUGAGUUGAUUAAUGACAUUCAUAAUGUGUUUACAAACUUUUCUCUUAAGGAUUGCAGCUCUUUAGAUGAUUUUAAGGCAAGAGAUUUUUUAAUAUCUCUAUUAACCUGUCAUUCGUUAAGACAUGUUGACGGUGAACUUUUAGGUGAUCCACUGGAUUUCAAGAUGUUCAAAUUUACAGGAUGGUUAUUUGAGGAAGAUUUCAAAGAUCAAGCAUUUCAUUCACUUUACGAAGAGAGACAUGAAGAGAACACCUUCCCUGAAAACUCAGGAAUUAUACCUGCCGUUGUGUAUCCCGAUUCAUCAGAUCCGCAGAAUAAAUUUAACGAAAAGGAUCCGAAUAAUUUGUUGGGUAUCGUUAGAAGUUUUGAGUUUUUAUCCGAGUUAAGACGUAUGAGUGUUAUAGUAAAACCAAAUGGUGAAAACAUGUAUUGGUCUUUUACUAAGGGUGCUCCAGAAGUCAUCACUACCUUAUGUAAUAAAUCAACUAUUCCUUGCGAUUUCGAUGAACUCCUUCAUCAUUAUACACAUAAUGGGUAUAGAGUAAUUGCAUGUGCAGGUAAGAAUUUACCUAAACGUACUUGGCUCUAUUCACAAAGAGUAUCUAGGGAAGAGGUCGAGACUAAUUUGAACUUUCUUGGAUUCAUUGUUUUCGAGAAUAAAUUAAAAGGUGCAACAAAAGGGACCCUUAAGUCACUUGCUGAAUCUAAUAUUAGAACAAUUAUGUGUACAGGUGACAAUGUUCUAACCGCAAUUUCAAUAGGUAAGGAAAGUGGAUUGGUGAAUUCUUCUAGAGUAUAUGUCCCAAGCAUAAGUGAGAUUACUGAUGAAGGUCAUGGUUAUAUAUCAUGGAAUGACAUCGAUGAUCCAACGCAUACACUUGAUGAAAUAAGCUUGAAGCCAAAUGAUUCACAGGUUGGUGAUUACACUCUUGGUGUGACAGGUGAGGUUUUCAGGUUACUGUUUAAGAAUGAUACCGAUUACAGUGAGACUUAUAGGAACGAAGUUUUGUUAAAAACAUCAAUAUAUGCAAGAAUGUCUCCUGACGAAAAGCAUGAACUAAUGGAGCAACUGCAAUCGUUGGAUUAUGUAGUAGGAUUCUGUGGCGAUGGUGCAAAUGAUUGUGGUGCCUUAAAAAGUGCUGACAUAGGUAUUUCAUUGUCUGAAGCAGAGGCUUCUGUUGCUGCUCCUUUUACUUCUAGAGUAUUUGAUAUUAGUUGUGUGUUAGAUGUGAUAAAGGAAGGCAGAGGUGCCUUAGUCACUUCAUUUGCUUGUUUUCAAUACAUGAGUCUGUAUUCAGCUAUUCAGUUUAUCACUAUAACCAUUCUUUACUCAAGAGGAUCCAAUCUGGGAGAUUUUCAAUUUUUAUAUAUUGAUUUGAUUUUAAUUGUUCCAAUUGCAAUAACAAUGUCUUGGUCAAAACCAUAUGAUAAGCUAGUAGCAAAAAGGCCUACAGCAAAUUUAGUUUCUCCAAAAAUUUUAGUACCUCUAGUUGUCAGUAUUUUGAUUUGCUUAUUAUUUCAAAUAAUACCAUGGAUUGUUGUUCAAAGAAUGCCAUGGUAUUUGAAACCAGUUGUUGGUGAUGAUCAUACUGUGAUUUCGUCAGAUAAUACAGUGCUGUUUUUUCUAUCAAACUUCCAGUAUAUUCUAGUUGCAGUCGUCCUAUCAGUUGGCCCACCAUAUAGGGAACCUAUGUCCAAAAACUUCGGAUUUAUUAUGGACAUUGCUAUAUCAAUUAUAAUGAGUAUUUUUUUAAUGGGGAUCGAUCCAGAUUCAUUUUUUGGAAGAUUGCUUCAACUAAGUAAGAUAUCUGAAACAUUUAAAGUCUUCAUUGCCCUUUUAGCCAUUGUGAAUUAUUUCACUCAACUUUACAUCCCAAAUCACAUUAAAGGUUAUUUCAAGAAAAAGAAAAGUAGUAAAAAGUACAAGAACAUUAUAAAAACUCAGAAUAGAGAAUAUUCCGUUUAA
Molecule: messenger RNA, 4410 nt
Organism: Vanderwaltozyma polyspora DSM 70294
Lineage: Eukaryota; Fungi; Ascomycota; Saccharomycetes; Saccharomycetales; Saccharomycetaceae
Gene: YPK9
Product: putative acid anhydride hydrolase
Exons: 1
Coding region: 1-4410 (1469 amino acids)
Biological process (GO): intracellular calcium ion homeostasis
Cellular component (GO): membrane
Molecular function (GO): ATP hydrolysis activity; ATP binding; ATPase-coupled monoatomic cation transmembrane transporter activity
Source: RefSeq, a predicted model, not a curated record